AUGACAGAAGUAACAUAUGCUAAUCUCAGAUUUGAAAACAACCAUGAACUGGAUAAUAUCACAGAGCCCAAAAAUACUAAGGAAAAAGGACCUCCCACUUCAUCCCACUCUUGCUGGCCAGCAGUCCGAAUUUUGCUCAUAUUGUGCGUGACAUUGCUGACGGCGUUGGUGACCCUGGCAGUUUUGUUUUUCCAGAUUCCCAAGGACUACAGGACACAACUUAGAGACCUCAACAUGACAAAGAAUGAGCUGCACGCAAAUUUCUCCAACAUGCUGCAAGCAAUAGGAAACCAGCUGUGCCUGGAAGGGGAAACAAACCUUAAAAAUAAUGGCCAGAACUGUGUACUCUGCCCCACAAACUGGAACUGGAAAGGUGGUGAUACAUGUUACUACCUCUCCAUGGAAAAGAAGUCUUGGGAACAGAGUCUCCGGUUUUGUUCCUCACAAAACUCUAAUCUUCUUCUGAUAAAAGAGGAAGAAAAGCUGGAACUGUUAAAAAAUUUCCCUAGAGAAGAAUACUGGCUUGGACUUAGAGUUCAGCAGAGAGUCUGGUAUUGGGCAGACAACACCACUCUUACAGAACAACAAAAGUCUUGGGUAAAGCCUAGCUACUACGCCGAAUGCUGUGGAUGGGUUUAUUAUGCUACCAUAUAUUGCAAACCAUGUAAAGGAGAGCUUUACUAUAUCUGUGAAAAGCCUGCCAUCCAACUACAGCGAUGUAACAACUCUUGUCAGGAAGGCUGGUUUGUCAGACCAACUGAUUAUGAGAAGCCAGAAGACCUUCUGCAAGGAGAGUUGGUCACUGAAGUUGCUGAAGAACUACAACUCAGCAUUGGGUCAAGGCACUACAAAGAGCUAGAGAUGAAGAGUGAGGAUGGGAAAGAAGUGUGA
This is a messenger RNA of Nestor notabilis (Kea), 891 nucleotides long. Its product is annotated as C-type lectin domain family 12, member A. Gene Ontology annotation, molecular function: signaling receptor regulator activity. The transcript has 8 exons. The record is from RefSeq and is a predicted model, not a curated record. Lineage: Eukaryota; Metazoa; Chordata; Aves; Psittaciformes; Psittacidae. The coding region runs from base 1 to 891 and encodes 296 amino acids.